Messenger RNA from Alosa alosa (allis shad), 918 nucleotides. It is a transcript of the gene rtraf, whose product is annotated as RNA transcription, translation and transport factor. NCBI's taxonomy places the organism in Eukaryota, Metazoa, Chordata, Actinopteri, Clupeiformes, Clupeidae. Bases 109 to 837 code for a protein of 242 amino acids. The record is from RefSeq and is a predicted model, not a curated record. Gene Ontology annotation, cellular component: tRNA-splicing ligase complex. The transcript has 8 exons. Gene Ontology annotation, molecular function: RNA binding. Gene Ontology annotation, biological process: tRNA splicing, via endonucleolytic cleavage and ligation.
CCAUUUCUCAGCUCCUGUGCUUUCGCCAGACCUACCUAGAAGGCGACAGACGUUAGCGGCAGCCCGACAACUAAUAUUACAAUUGCACAAGGAUUUAUCUGUGUUAAAAUGUUUAAAAGAAAGCUUACUGCACUGGAUUACCACAACCCCUCUGGCUUUGACUGUAAAGAUGAAACGGAAUUCAGGAAUUUCAUAGUGUGGCUAGAAGAUCAAAAGAUAAGGCAUUAUAAGAUUGAAGACCGAGGUAACCUGCGCAACAUCCCUAGCUCUGAGUGGCCCAAAGCCUUUGAAAAGUAUCUUCAAGAUGUGAGUUGUCCAUUUAGUGUCCAGGAGAGACCGGAGUGUGUGGACUGGUUGCUUGGCCUUGGUGUCCGACUGGAGUAUGGUGAUAAUGUGGAGAAGUACAGGAACUGCCCCCCUCUUGCAGCAACCAAUAACACCCAGAAGCCCAUAGAUCCGCUUAUCAACUUGGACAUCAACAACCCUGACUUCAAAGCUGGUGUCACUGCCCUGUCCAAUCUCCUUCAGAUCCAGCGUCAUGACGACUAUUUAGUGAUGCUGAAGGCUAUAAGGAUUCUCAUUCAAGAGCGACUGACUCCUGAGUGCAUCGCGAAAGCAAACCAGUCAAAAGAGGGCUUACCUGUUGCACUGGAUAAGCAUAUCCUUGGCUUUGACACAGGGGAUGCCUCCCUGAACGAAGCAGCUCAGAUCCUGCGCCUGCUGCACAUCGAGGAGCUGCGUGAGCUGCAGACGCGGAUCAACGAGGCCAUCGUGGCUGUGCAGGCCAUCAUCGCAGACCCCAAAACAGACCACCGCCUGGGGAAGGUUGGCAGAUGACCAGCCUCUUGGAUCCACAUCCUUCUCUCCCCCUUCAACACCCCCACAUGCUCAAAGAAGAGUUUAGGAGACUACGGACAG